GCUCAGCACCGCUACUUAACAGGCAUGUGAGGAGGACCUGGUUUUUUCAUUGUUCCUGUUGAGAGUACUAUGCGCCACCCCCUUUUCCUCCUUUGGUCCGAUGUGGUGGUGGUGGUGGUCGUCGUCGUGGUGGUGGUGACCAUGUGCCACCUAAACAUGCUGGUGAUUGCUGACAAACGCUCUUUUCUUUUCUUUUUGUUUUUCUUCCCACAUCUCAAUGCCCCAACUCCUCCUGAUCAAAAGCUUCUCUGCUUAAACAUCCGAUCCUCCCACAUAUACUGUCAUGGGCUGCAUCAAACAUGCAUUCCGAAAACACUGCAUGAGCAACAUCUGCGGCGGAUGCUCCUUCUCCGACUGCUACCUUUUAUCGCCGAGCAUCCACAAGGAUUUGGAUAAAUAAAUCCUUCAUUGGACUUCCAACACAUGGGGCCUCGGUCAAAGACAGGCCUUGGAAGCUGCAUGCGCACUCGGAGCCAGGGAGCAGCAGGAGCACCCAUCCCCUUUUCGCAGUGCUCUGUAGUUGGGCAAGCCGCUCCUCCUUGGGUUGCAGAAAUGGUGGCCUUGCUGAUGGUUAUUGGAUUGGCAGUGAGCUUCCUGGUCGCCUGUAGUGCCUUGUUGAGAUGGAAUGAGGUGAGGUACAGGAAGAAGGGCCUGCCUCCAGGGACUAUGGGUUGGCCAGUCUUUGGGGAGACUACAGAGUUUCUGAAGCAAGGUCCUGGCUUCAUGAAGAACCAGAGACUUAGGUAUGGGAGCUUGUUCAAGUCACACAUACUGGGAUGUCCCACCGUGGUGUGCAUGGAUCCGGAGCUCAACAGGUUCGUUCUGAUGAACGAAGGGAAAGGCUUCGUCCCCGGGUAUCCCCAGUCCAUGCUGGAUAUCCUGGGGCGAUCCAACAUUGCAGCCGUGCAUGGUGAGAUGCACAAGACCAUGAGGAGCGCCAUGCUUGGCCUGGUAAGCUCCCCAAUGAUCAGGGACAAACUCCUGCCUAGAAUUGAUGAGUUCAUGCGAUCUUACAUCGACAAUUGGAGUGGAAGCGUCAUUGACAUCCAAGAGAAGACCAAGGAGAUGGCAUUGAUGUCGGCCUUGAAGCAAAUUGCAAGCAUCGAGACUGGUCCAGUUUCUGAAUCCCUGAAAACAGAGAUCUUCAAACUUGUCCUCGGUACUCUUUCCUUGCCGAUCAAUAUUCCUGGAACAAACUAUUAUCGGGGCUUUAAGGCAAGAAAGAAUCUCGUGGGUCUGCUACGCCGGCUAAUAGAGGAAAGAAGGAUUUCCAGAUGCUCCUACGAUGACAUGCUCGGUUCCCUCCUCAAGGUCGAUGACAGCUCCAAAGUAAAACUCAAUGAUGAACAAAUCAUUGAUCUGAUCAUCGCUCUGGUGUAUUCUGGCUAUGAAACUGUUUCGACAACCUCGAUGAUGGCUGUCAAAUAUCUCCACGAUCACCCUAGAGUCCUUGAAGAACUCAGAAGCGAACAUUUGGAAAUUCGCAAAGGAAAGUCACGAGAGGAUGGAAUCGAUUGGAGCAAUUACAAGACAAUGAAGUUUACUCGUGCGGUAAUCCUGGAGACCCUAAGAAUGGCCACGGUGGUCAACGGAGUACUUAGAAAGACAACCAAAGAUGUGGCAAUGAAAGGUUUCAUAAUUCCAAAAGGAUGGAGGAUAUAUGUAUACACCAGAGAGAUCAAUUAUGAUCCUCUCAUGUAUCCUGAACCUUUGACCUUCAACCCAUGGAGGUGGCUGGACAAAAACUUGGACUCGCACCAUCACUUCAUGCUGUUUGGAGGAGGAGGCAGGAUGUGCCCGGGGAAAGAAUUGGGGACAGCGGAGAUUGCAACAUUCCUGCACUACUUUGUGAGCAGAUACAGGUGGGAAGAAGUUGGAGGGGAUAACAUACUUAAAUUUCCGAGAGUUCAAGCUCCGAAAGGCCUGCAUAUCCGAGUUUGGGAUAACAAAGAUCAAAUUGUACAGAGCAUUAGGUAGUUUUGCAGGCGAAUGAUCGGGAGAGAAGUGUUACUGUAACUUGUUGUUCUGGAGUCACUUGGGGCAGAGGAAUAUAACGUAGAACUAGCAUCAUCAUCCAGAUAGAGGAGAGGUACAGAGAGUCUCUGCUACAAGGGCUGUUUAUAGAAGUAUGAUUAAUAUCUGAUAAAUACAAGAUGAAGAAAAUUUCAGAAUGUUUCUGUACGUGGUUGGUCACCAAUUCAUGAAGCAAUAUUCUCACUCACAAUGUUCCACAUCUUAUUCUUGUACAGUGAUCUAUGAUGAAUGAUAGCAUGAUCAGCUUAGCUUUCCAAGUUUUUGAUGGUCCAAUGGGAACUGUUUGAGGUCAAACAAAAGCCAUUAAGAUUGUCAUUAUGCGGCUUGCAACUCCAGAAGCAUCGUAGAGCAUAUAACUUCAUCAUGCAGCUCACAACUCCAAAAGCAUGUAUCCUCUGCUUCAUGAGGAGGACACUCGUGGAGAGCACACAAACUUGAUCACGCAAAAUUGCAAUUCCAAAUCCGUGCAACGUGUGUUUCAUAUGUGCUUGCGAGCACUCAGAUACAUACCUGACAGCUCACACAAGUACUGCUCCCUGUUCUUCACGGUGACAACAGCUACAUGAGCAGAUAAGAAACCAAGUUCAACUUGGCACAAAGCUCAAGGCAAUCUCUGUGUACAUAGGCUGUGUUAGAGUGAACCUAAACGAUAUGCUUGUAGUUUACUGAAACACUAGUAGCUGGCGAGUAACAUGCAAGGAAGAGCUGCAAUUAUGUGAUGUAUUCGGAGCCGCCCCACCACCACACCAAACACUCCUCGACUCACUCGUCAACCACCUCCAACACCAAAUUCUUCGGCUGCAUGCUGCAAGCAAGUGGCGUGCAACGUGCGAAGCAUCUUCUUUGGAUGCGCUUCUUCUUUCUCCUCCUCUUCUUCCACCCCUAAAGCAUUUGGUGGUUGGACAUGGCGUGCAAAGCGCGUAGCCAGCUGUGUGUGAUGAUUGGAGAAAGAGACUGGAUUCGAGUAUCGAUUCUGUCUUUUUUGGAGAGAGGUACAGUGAAGGGGAAGAAAAAUGACGCCCUCUAUCUGUUUGAUAGAAUGACGAGAAGUGGAAUUUAUAUGAAGGUGGUAUGAGAUCGUCUCAACAUGGGACUUCGAUUUGUCGCUCAUUUCUCUUGGAAUUAUGUGACCCUUGAAACCUCUCCGGUCGCAAUUCCUGCUGACGUAUCAUAAUCGUCCAUCUACUUGACCCCACCGACCAGUCAUGGGGCCCG
Molecule: messenger RNA, 3249 nt
Organism: Musa acuminata AAA Group (dessert banana)
Lineage: Eukaryota; Viridiplantae; Streptophyta; Magnoliopsida; Zingiberales; Musaceae
Product: cytochrome P450 85A1-like
Exons: 10
Coding region: 424-1977 (517 amino acids)
Biological process (GO): multicellular organism development; brassinosteroid homeostasis; brassinosteroid biosynthetic process
Molecular function (GO): monooxygenase activity; heme binding; oxidoreductase activity, acting on paired donors, with incorporation or reduction of molecular oxygen
Source: RefSeq, a predicted model, not a curated record